Linnemannia hyalina is the source of this 1608-nucleotide messenger RNA. NCBI's taxonomy places the organism in Eukaryota, Fungi, Mortierellomycota, Mortierellomycetes, Mortierellales, Mortierellaceae. The record is from the annotation of a GenBank genome assembly.
AUGACCCUCGCCCUCCCCUCCAUCGUCUCUGCUGCUGCAGGCGACCUCGCCUCCGGCACCCAGUUCGAUGCCGUCAUCGCCGUCUACCCCUCCGUCUCAGAGGAGCUCGUCUCGGCCUUCAGCUCUAUCACCGCCUAUACCGCCAUCGACAAGUCUUUUGGCUCCGCUUUGACUCUUGUCGCCGAUCAGAAGGUCGCCGGCGGUCGUCUCAUCCUUGCCCCCACUGGCUCCUUGACCGGCGACUCAGAUGACGUCCGCAAGUUCCAGGAGGUCACCAAGGCUGCCAUGAAGCGCGCCAUUGCGGCUGGUGCCGUUGCUCCACUCUUCUACUUCCCCGCCAACAUCGCCGCCGACAACGAGGACUACUCCCACUUUGUUGAGGUCUCGCUCCUUGGUGCCCUCGCUGCCUGCUUCGACCCCAUUGAUGUCCGUGAGCACUACGAGAAGAUUGGCAAGACUUACACUGUCCAGAAGAUUGGUUUCCAUUCUGCUGGUGUUGAGUUCUCUGCUGACCGUCUUGCCUUUGUCAACGCUGUCGAGGUUGGUCGCCGUGUCGCCAAGGAUCUCGGAAGCCCCAACUGCGAGCGUAUGACCCCCAUCAAGUUCGCCGAGUAUGUACAGGAGUACUUCAAGUCCCAGUCGGUCAUCAAAACUUCCGUUAUGGAGGACAUCAAGGUUAUCGAGAAGGAGUACCCCUUACUUCAUGCCGUUGCCCGUUGCUCCUUGUCUGUCCCCAGACACUUCCCUCGCGUUGUCAAGCUGGAGUACAGAUCGGAUGAGCCGUCCAAGGUCAAGGAACACCUUUACUUUGUCGGAAAGGGCGUUACUUACGAUACCGGCGGAGCUGAUAUCAAGGCUGGCGGUGUUAUGAGAGGCAUGUCCCGCGAUAAGUGCGGUGCUGCCUCCGUUGCUGGAUUCAUGGCCACUGUCGCCGAGCUCAAGCCCAAGCAUGUCAAUGUCACCAUCUUCCUCGGAUUGGUUCGCAACUCUGUCGGUUCCAACGCCUAUGUCAGUGACGAGAUCAUCUACUCUCGCAGCGGAAAGCGUGUUCUCGUCGGAAACACCGAUGCCGAGGGUCGCAUGGUCAUGACCGACCCCCUCUGCCAGUGCAAGGAGCUCGUUUUGGCUGAGCGCAAGGCCGGCAACAAUGUCCCUGUCCGUCUCUUUACCGUCGCCACUUUGACUGGUCACGCUAUCCGUGCUUACGGUCCUUACGGUAUUUGCCUCGAUAACGGCCCUGCCCGCAAGGCCAACAUCAGCCCUCGUAUCCAGGCUGGAGGACACAUUUUGGGUGAUCCCUUCGAGGUCUCGACCCUGCGCCGUGAGGAUUACGCCUAUAUUGCCCCUGGAGCUGCCUCGGAGGAUGUUGUCCAGGCCAACGACAAAGCCUCGAGCGCCACUGCCCGUGGUCAUCAGUACCCCAUGGCUUUCAUGUCCGUCGCCUCUGGAUUGGACAGCUUUGGUUUGGACAAGGAGAAGAAGGACCAGAUCGCCUACACUCACGUCGAUAUCGCUGGUUCUGCCGAGGAGUUGUCUGGCACUGGUUUCAGCUUGCCCGAGGUCACCGGCAACCCCGUCCCUGCCUUUGCCGCCACCUUCUUGCUGUAA